Molecule: messenger RNA, 1264 nt
Organism: Tripterygium wilfordii
Lineage: Eukaryota; Viridiplantae; Streptophyta; Magnoliopsida; Celastrales; Celastraceae
Product: nitrile-specifier protein 5
Exons: 2
Coding region: 131-1120 (329 amino acids)
Biological process (GO): nitrile biosynthetic process
Cellular component (GO): nucleus; cytosol
Molecular function (GO): enzyme regulator activity; protein binding
Source: RefSeq, a predicted model, not a curated record
UUAUUUAUAGAAUCCUCAAAAAAAAAAAAUCAAAAUUAAUUACGCAAUAUAUACCGGCACACAGAGUAGGAAAACCACUCUGCUUCUUGGAGGAGACGCUCCUUUUGCUGAUUUCGGGAGCAAUUCGGUGAUGGCUCUGGUGCAAGGAAAAUGGAUCAAGCUGGAGCAGAAGGGAACUGGGCCUGGGGCGAGGAGUUCACACUCCAUCGCUAUCGUAGGACAGAAAGUCUACGCAUUUGGAGGUGAAUUUAGUCCACGUCUUCCCGUUGACAACUACAUCCAUGUCUUCGAUCUCGAAACCCUAACUUGGUCCGUCGCUGAUGUAACCGGCGACGUCCCUCCGCCACGCGUUGGUGUCACGAUGGCUGCUGUGGGUCCCACCAUCUACGUGUUUGGUGGUAGGGACGCGACGCAUAAGGAGCUCAACGAGCUUUACUCCUUUGACACGUGUGCAAACAAGUGGACUCUCAUCUCUACUGGCGAUAUGGGCCCACCACAUCGGAGCUAUCAUUCCACGACGGUCGAUGAUCGACACGUGUUCAUCUUUGGAGGUUGUGGUGUCGCUGGCCGAUUGAAUGAUUUAUGGGCCUUCGAUGUGGUUGAGCAAAAAUGGGUCGAGUAUCCAACGGCUGGGGAUGCUUGUAAAGGGAGAGGUGGGCCUGGGCUGGCUGUAGCCCAAGGAAAGAUAUGGGUUGUGUAUGGUUUCGCUGGAAAGGAGGUGGAUGAUGUGCACUGUUUUGAUCCGGCCCAGAAUAAAUGGGCCCAAGUGGAGACAACUGGCGAAAAGCCCACAGCUCGGAGUGUGUUUUCAACGGCUGGGUUUGGAAAAUACAUAAUCAUCUGUGGUGGGGAAGUGGACCCAAGUGACUUGGGCCACUUGGGUGCUGGGAAAUUCUCUGCUGAGGCCUUUGUAUUGGACACUGAGAAUUUGGUCUGGAAACGUUUGGAUGAUGGGCUGGGCUUGGAGAAUCAUCCUGGGCCUCGUGGGUGGACUGCUUUUGGGAGUGGUUUCUUGAAGGGCAAGGAAGGGGUUUUGGUGUAUGGAGGGAACUCCCCUAGUAAUGACAGGCUUGAUGACAUUUUCUUCUUCACUCCUUCCUUGGACGCAAUUGGGAAUUAAAAUUCCUCAUUCUGAUCAUUGAGGUUUGUGUAUGAGUUUAUGGAGUUUCUAGUGCUAUUAGCAUAUGUGAUUAGUAAUAAUGUUGAACUUGAAAGGCUGAAACCUUAUAAUAUGUGGUAUAUUUAUGGUUGUUUUUGAUGUGUA